CAGGAAUAGAGAAAUGUACUGGGGGAAGCCAACCUUUACUGAAGGACCCACAGCCUGAAACCUGGAGCCUCUGACAUCUUGUUCUUGUGCCUGCAUAGAGCCUCCAAGUCUGGUCCUUGGCAACCACUGCAACAUCUUAUUUCCACUGGUAAGCCAGUAAACUGGGACAGGAGUAAGGGACACUCUUUAAUUUUUCCAUCAGAUCUCGUCUUAAGUAUCUUUUUGUCUGACUUGUCAAAUAUGUGAAAGAGCUAGAAACGUGCCAGGCAGAACUGCAGCGUGUUGCUGUUAACACUCAGCAGUUACAUCAUUCAGACCCGAAUGCUGUGUUAUUUGAUGGUUUCCCCUGCAAGAUGAAGAGGUGGCAAAGCAGUAGAGUUUGAAAACACACAGCAGAAAAGAUACAAAUCAACAGCAAUUAAGAGGGUUAAAAGAAAGAGAGAGAAAAAGAAAAAAACAAACCCAACAGUCAAAUCCCCUUUCAUGUGUCCAGCCUGUUUACAUCCUGUGCUAGAAUAACGCUGAUCUGACUCACUGCUGCCAUUAAUGAAGUUUACACCUCUGGCUGAGCACAUUAAUUUAUCUCAGCAAGCCGAAGCUCAUUAUAAGAGUCCAUAAAUGCUAUCAGAUGCAAGCAGCAUCCUUCAGCAAUCUCAGGGAUUAAAGCAAGGAGGCAUUCAACUGACAAGUCUUCUGCUGGCAGGACUGCAGUCGGAGCACGUGUGGUACGGGAAGCACAAUACCUCUAUUACGGCUCUGGAUUUCUCUGUACGGAGAAAGUGACCUGGAGCCUCUGCAACACUCCUCUGGAGGUGAGCGGCCCCCUUCCCCCCCGUUCUUAGGACACUUCUUAGGAUUCAUCAGGCCUAGCAGCAGCUGAAGGGACAUGGGAGGGUCUGGAGGACUCCAGAGCUUGGCUGCAGACUGAUCCCUGCGCAGGGAGCGAGAUGCUCCUCGGAGGGGCAGGGACUGGCAGCACCAAAGGCAAAUAAAGACGGUCAGGGUGGGAGGAGGGAAAUGGCUGAUUCUCUGAUUCUGUCCCCUUGCAUGUGGAAACAUCCUCGUCACACGCCUCCCCUCCCACACUGCAUCCAGCUACUUGAAAUGCAGCUUCCAGCCGGCGCUGGCCUUGCCCUGGCUUUGCUCUGGGUGCAGGCAGUGCAGGAUGCGCAUGAUCCUGCCCAUUGCGCCCCUUCUGCCAGCACCAGCGGCUCCCAGCACCGCUGCUGCGGGCUACAGGGGAGCCCGGCUGCUCCCCAGCUGAGAGGCUCAGAGGGAACAGCUUCUCCAGCAGUAGGAGUGAUUUGCACCACCUUUGUGUUUGAAACCACUCGUCAAAAUGAAGUAUUUUCAGUUUUGCAGUUCUUUUUCACAUGGCGAGUGGUGGAGGGUGGGAAAUGAACCGAAAUGAACUCUCAAAACUUCAGCUUCUUUUCCAUUUAAUGUCACACAUGAAUUGCAUAUCACGAACACAAAUUGGGCUUUUCUUUUCAAAGUCUUCCUUCCAGCAAGCCCAGCACUGUGUGGCAGCGGCAGGGGCUGGGUGCGGGUGAGGCUCUUGGGCUCAGCACCCCGCUGUGUCUCAGCACCACACUUGCUUUUCCUUGCAGAGCAGCCCACAUCCCUGGGGUGAGCCCAGGGAAUGCCGUGCGUCUGGCACGACCCUUGAGCUGCAGCAGUUCUCUGUGGUGCAGAGAAAACCAUCUCUCCUUGCAAGACACGCACCGUGCCCUAUGGUUACCUCGUCCCUGAAAGCCACAAUGAGCACACUGAGGGGAAGUUUGUGCAUUUUCAGCAAGGGAAGACAUGCUGUCCAAAUGAUCAGCUCCUCAUGGGUGCACAGCAUGUGGAUGUGCUAAGCCUGUAAUUUAGGGACUGCCAUUGUCAGUAAAUUAUUGAUGCUGCGGUGGAAGGUUGAAGUUAAGGAGAGGGAUUGUCAUUUCACAGGAUUUCUCCAAGGACCGCAGUGGAAAAGGUGCCUGCCUCCAGAGGAGGACAUGGUGGGAUGCUGUUCUGUGCACACCAGGAAACUGGCCUCGCGCCAGCCGCUUACUCGUGCUGCACAUCCUCAGCCUCUACAGCUUGGGUUUGUGCAGGGGAAGAUGCUGAAGCAUCCUCAGCAGUGUUCUCUGUGGGAAUGACAUGCUGUGCUGGGAGGGUUUCUUCAGUCUGCUGUCACCAUGAGGGCUCAUGUUCACUGAGCAUCAGUUACCACUUGGCAAUCACCUCCAUUGUCUCUGUGAUCAAAACAGCAGCGCAGGGAACUGUGGCUGUGAGUGGCAGGUACGUUUGAGGGGUUGUGUCAUAUUUCUUCUACCUGCUGCUCUACCUGUCAAAUCUAAAUGUAAUUUACUGUGAUACAGGCACGGUGUCAUCCAGGAGGCACAGCAUUCUUGUAUGUGUGAUGCAGCUGUGAGAUCUCAUCUGUGUGCAUCCCAACACUGCCAACAUAGGCGAGGCAAAGGCAGAACAAAGGCAGGAGGACUCUUUCUCUUGAGUUCCCAACAAACCCAGGCAGGCAGAUCAAGGCACUGUCAGCCUCUGGCCCAGGGGCACCCAGGCUGCCUCGACAGGCGAAGGGAGGCUUUUGUGGGCUUGGCGCUGCUGGAGUCCAUCCUGAGUGAGCCCUGGGGCAAAGGCCAAGCUCCCACAGGCAGCUGCCUCCAGACCCACCACGGCUUUGUUAUCUCCUGCCUGUUUCUUUUUCGGUUGCUUGAGAGGAGAGGGAUUGUUAGAGGCCCUGCUCCAGCUCUCGGAGCAUCUCCGUGGCCCCCUCUGGACUCGCUCCAACAGCUCCACGUCCUUCUUUAUCUGUCUUUAGUUCCUAGAGCUCUACUUCAAAGCUCUACUAGAGCUCUUUCGGACUGGAGCUCUACUCCUCCCUCUUGUCCGUGAGCAGUGCGUGCCUCGUGUCCACUACACGCAGCCAUUUCAGGGCUACCAGCAGAGAGCUGUUUAUUAACCCUCCCUGCCAGUGACAGCCGUUACAGUAAUUGCGGCAGUGUCUCGGCCAGACGCCGCUCCAGCUGAACGGGUGUCCCCAGAGGAAUCCAGCCCUUCAGCUGCUCGAAAGGCUCCACCAGCACAACCGCACGCCCCGCCCCGCCCCGCCCUCGGCCGGGCCCCGGCUUUUCGCCACCCGCCACCGCCCCGCGCCCGCAUCCGCUCCCGCAGCUCCGCUCCGCCAUGUCCGCUGAACCGGCCCCGGCCGCCGCCGCCGCCCCCGAGCCGGCCCCCGGCCCCGAGCCGCCCGCGGGCGGCGAUGAAGCGGCCGAGCACCGGGCGCUGGUGCUGACGGGCUUCGGCGGCUACGAGAAGCUGAAGGUGCAGUUGCGGCGCUGCAGCAGCCCGGGGCCGGGCGAGGUCUCGGUGCGCGUCCACGCCUGCGGCCUCAAUUUCGCGGACCUGCUGGCGCGGCAGGGGCUGUAUGACCUGCCGUCGCCGCCCGUCUGCCCCGGCAUGGAGUGCGCCGGCGUCGUCCGCGCCCUCGGCGAGGGCGUCCGCGACCGACAGGUUGGUGAUAAGGUGAUGAUCCUGGCUAAGUCAGGGCUCUGGCAAGAAGUGGUGAACGUUCCAGCCCGUCAGACUUUCCUGAUGCCUCCCGGGAUGAGCUUCGAGGAAGCGGCUGCUCUUCCUGUCAACUACAUCACUGCCUACAUGGUCCUGUUCGACUUUGGAAACCUGAGACCCAACCAAAGUGUCCUCAUCCACAUGGCUGCAGGUGGUGUGGGAACUGCUGCCAUCCAGCUGUGCAAGACUGUAGAAAACGUCACCAUUUUUGGCACAGCGUCUGCCUCCAAGCACGACGCGCUCCGGAGCAGCGGAGUCACUCACCCCAUUGACUACAGAACCACGGAUUACGCAGAGGAGGUCCGGAAAAUCUCUCCCAAAGGUGUUGACAUUGUCCUGGACCCCCUCGGAGGAUCUGAUACAUCCAAAGCAUUUAACUUGCUGAAGCCGAUGGGCAAAGUCAUCAUUUAUGGGGUAGCAAACGUGCUCACUGGGCAGAAGAAGAGCCUUAUAGCUAUGGCUAAAACCUGGUGGAACCAGUUCAGCAUCAAUGCCUUGCAGCUCCUACAUCAUAACAAGGCUGUGUGUGGCUAUGACCUUGGAGCCAUGGAUGAAGAAUUUGAGCUCCUUGGAAGUGUUAUAUCCAAGCUGGAUAACCUGUACCGUCAAGGCAAAAUCAAGCCCAAAAUAGACUCUGUAUGGCCUUUUGAUCGGGUGGCAGAUGCCAUGAGGCAGAUGCAAGAGAAGAAGAAUGUUGGAAAGGUCAUCCUGGUUCCUGAAGCACCCAAGGAAGAAUCCAAAAAAGAAGAGAACUAAGGAGAAGAGAUGUGUGCAGAUCGUGAAUUCGUGGGUUAACUCCUCGAUCUCUUUGGGACCUGGAAAUGGACAGAUCAGUAGCUUCCAGAACAUCGUGGUUAAGGUUCAGCUGAGGUUUGCAUGCUUUCAUUGUGACUGACCCCCUGCCCUCGCUGUCUGGUUUGAAGCCUGCUUAUUUCACUUGUUUCUCUACUGAAUUUCCCAACUAACCUCCCUGGCAGUGCAGCUGAAGCUGCCAGCAGUUGGUGGUGAACAACUGCACAGCCCAUCACUGUAGAGUCAAGGUGCAACGUGCUGUAGGAACUGCCAAGCGUCUCCACAGAACCUGGUCCUGCUGAAGCAUUUGCACUGUCAUUUGUUCAGCAGAAGGGGCCAGACUUGGGAGGUUUCCUCCACAGCCAGAGCAAAAGCAGAGCUGCCCCAGUUUCAUUCUAGCACUGGCUAUUCUCUUUACACUAACCACACUCUUCCCUCUGCUUUCGUAGGCCUCUAACACCAGUCAGUUCAUAACAGGCCGUGUUGUCUUUGCCUUGUAAAUAACCAUCCUGGCAUUCUGAAGUCUAGAGCAUCUUGCACUUCAUUUGCAGUCACUUCUCUCUGCAGUCAGCAAUAACCUGACAGGCUGGUCUGUGUCAGAAUACAGACAGAUAUAUUCUGUGUGUAUUCUGUCUGAAUACAGAAUAUAGGUAAGUUGAUCUUGUCCAUUUUCUGAUUCCAAACUGUAUAGGGAGAUCUAAAUUGUGUCUGAUUUUUAGAGACCAUAAGGACUCAACUGUGUCUCAAAUGACUGGAACAAUUGAUGUUGGCUCUGUGCUUUAUUAAUGUUGGGCUCCAAGCUGGUAUUGUUAAGGCUAAAGUUCACCCUCGUGUUUGUGUUUCUAAGGGCUGCAGUGUUGAAUCAGACUUUAGCAAGAUGGGAACAAAACAAGCCCUUUAAUGCUUGUUUUCUGUUGUGCGCUGGGGAGGGGCUGCAGUUUGGGAAGUAACUUGCAAGAACCAGUCCUGUAAGCUGCUUCCCAGGAGCCUGGGCUGGCUCUUCUGAGGCGUGCUGCUCAGUGAAGCUAUUGCCAGGUUACUGCUGUAGAUGGUAGACAGCCCAGCUCUGCCAAACCUCUUGGCCUGGGCUUCUUGAGCAGUUGAAAUAGUGCUUUCCAUCCUCUUCUUGCUAGCUCGAUAGGUAUCCACUCGAACCAGCUCUCAGCUCGUGAUUCAGUGCUGUGGCAGGGCUUGAUGACUCUUCCUCUGAAACUGCAAGUCAUGGGACUCUUGGGCUCUCUUCCAACACUGAGGGUUCAGGAGCUGCCUGGGGUGCUCCUCCCAGGCCAGAGCUCCAGUUUGUCUUUUCUUUCUUCCGUGGAUUUGGAAAUGGAGCCGUGCAGAGCGCCGAGCCCAGUCCUGUGAGCACUUAUCAUCCUGGGUGAUGCUUGUUCUUCCUGCUGGACCCUGUUUUCAGCCCGGAGUGACUGGGGGUGCAGUUUGUGCCUGCUUUGAGGCUGUGCCGUGGACUGUAGGUGCUGCAGGCUUUCAGGCUUCAUUUUGGGUUUGAAAAGGUAAACCUGAGGGCACCAAGAAGAGCUGCCCAUUGUGGCAAACCCUUUGCUACCAAGAGUCCUGCUUACCCAAACCCCAAAGAGAGGGCGAAGGACCCCGUAUGCUCAAGAGCAGCACCAUGCAGGGCUGGGGUUCCUGUGCAGGUGAAGAGGGUCCAGCUCUAUUCUCCAGCAGGGCUCCUGUUUGUCAGUCUUGUAUUGCAGGUGCUUAGGCCCCAGUUCUUCAGCAGCGCAUAGGCACAGCCUCUGGGGGUCCUGCCCUGGCUCUGCUGCUGCUGAACCAAUACCUUGAGACCAAAUGAAAGCUGCUGUUCAGUUAAAGCUCCAUCACCUGCAGAUUUGGGGUAUCACAUGGAUUUGUCACUACACUUCUGACUCAAGAAUUAAUUCUUAAGAUUUAUGGCCAGUGCUCCAAAAUGUGCAGUCACUCACCUAACAAAGGGAGGGCUUUCACCUUGAGGAGCUUCCUUGGAUGCAUCCUGAGCCGAGGGGAGAGUCCUUGGCUGCAGGCCCUCUGCUCCAAGCAGGACCAGCUCAGAAUGCUUCUCUGGCAGGGCUCCAUUUAUACCCCAGUCAAAUCUGAGCUGUGGUAGCCCCCCUUGCCUGAGGACCCCAACUUCCUCACUUUGUACCUGUUGCCCACCACCAUGGGGGCAUGACAGGAGCUGUGGUGGGAAGGCUUCAUGGGUUUUGUUUGGCCUCUGCCAUGGUGGGAGCUGUUAGAACAACCCUAUUCCCUUGGAGCUCAGAGGAGAAUGGAGCCUGUCACAGAUCCUUGUCAGUCCAUCUCUUGCACUCGAUACGUGAACUUCACAAACAUGGUCUAAUGAAACUCACAAGCACAACUUUUAACCUUUCUGAAUCCGAAAUCUUGCUGCUUCUCCUUUCAAGCUGCCCCCUCAUGCUAAUUUAGAUUCAAUCCAACAGUGUCUAAUGCUGCUUUACCAGGUCUGACAACAGGAGGACUGUCUAAAUUGCUGGCAUGGGAAGUCUGGACCUGUUCCUCUGGGAAACUGGACUUCACCUUGAUGAAGGAGCAGUGUGCUCACACAGCACAGCCCUGCACACCUUCAGGUUCUGCACGCUUGUAAAGGGGAACACUAUCCAACUGUGUGUCACAGUAACAUCCUCUCCUUGCUUUACUCUCGGCCAAGCGCGUGCUCAGUGCCUUACUUGGAUGCUCUUGGAUCAGGCAGCAUAGAAAGGCUCUCGCAGUCUGUCCCUCCCGAUGCAGCUUCCCAUAGGACACCUCUGCCGCGCUGCCUUGUGCUGCACCUCAGAAAACAGCAUCUCGGUGCCUUCUUCUACAUGCCUGUAAGGACUAGGAAGUCACUGGAGCCUUUUCCAUUCUGGCCUUUCAAAGUAUUGCCAAAAACCUGUUAUGACUUUUGCUAGCUCUGUUCUGUGAACACUAGUGGUGUAGUCUGACUUGCCGUGGAUAAGACGCUCCCUUUCCAUGUGUUACAGCCUUUCCAGGCUGUGGUUCUGUGCUCCCCAGUCCAGAAGAGCUCAGUAGAGCCCUUGUGUCCACCAGGGCAGCUGCUCGGCUCCAGCCAGUCCUUGAGCGAGGCUUUAUCUGCUGCCCUGGAACCAAUCCCAGCUCCUGACUCCCUUCCCGUGGUUGCUCAUGUGUCCUCUCUACACAUUCCUGAAGCCCUUAUCAGGGCCAGAGUGCUGAGCAGUUACUAUUGGUUAGUGUUUAGCACUGUCUGUUUUGUGUCCCUUGGUAGCAACAGUGUUUUCUACAGAAAGCCAAGAUUAAGUGUAACCUUGCUCUCCACUGCCUCACUGACAGUGCUCUCCUCUAUUGGUUGUGGUUGGUUGUUUUUAGUUUGGGUUGGUUUGGUUGGGGGUUUUUUUACCUUAUUUUUUUAAUGGACGUUUUAUGGGCUGAGAAGUAUUGAACCAAUGUACAACAACUUCAAGUGUCUUAACUCCAUAAAGUUAACCAGCAGGUUUGUGUACUAAGGACCAAAGCAAAAACCAAACAAAACCCCAGGAUCAAAAUCAUUCCACUCACUGUUGCUUAAGUGUUUAGGGCAGAGUGAGGACACGGGUGUUCCCUGUGCUCAAAGGCCAGGUGCCAUUCCAGCUCUAACAAGUGCCAUUUAGUGUUUCUCUUGCUGGUUGCCUGAUCCAAAGGUUGUGGUGAGGUGUCCAAGUGAACAGCUCAUGGCAGGAGCAGCGUGCCUGGCCCUGCCCGCUGUGGCUGCCCAGCACAGGGGUGCCUGUGCGGUGCCACUUAUUGCAGGCGCCUUCCUAGACUGGUCUGGGACAAAAUGCAACCCCUUUGCUACCACCAGGCUGCUUCUGUCACGUUUUUGACUCUUUGGAUUCUCUUGGGCUCACCUGUGUUGCAGCUUCAGUUUGCAUAGAGGAGCGUGAGCCCUGCCAAAUACUUUUGAGCUGGAGGAGGGAGUUUAGCUGUACAUUUCAUUUUGGACAACGGUAUUAAACUAGAAUUGGUUGACCGGGGGGAGUAAGAAGCACUGUGGGCCUCAGGCUUUAACUGGUGCAGGAUCCUGACCCACCUACAGCUGCUGUCAGAGGUGUAAACCCACACUGUUGUCUAAUGAAGGCUCUAGUGUGCCAAGCCCUGGUGAUGGCAAAGUUGACUGGCAAGUAUUACACGAGCGUGAUGUGAAAUGCAUUAGACUGAGCCUCUCACACCAUCCGGUCUGGUCUGUGCUGUCCGAGUCGUGUUGAUUUGGAGUGUGACAUGAGUGAAAUGCAUCCUACAGCCACAUGGCAAAUCUUUGUAUUCCGCUUUGUGCGUGUAACCAAGUUGGACAGAAAGCAAUUGUGCCAAUGCUGUUUACAUGACUAUGCUGUGUAAUGCUUUUCUGUCUAAUGUUACCAUAUGCCUUAUGUGUUUCAAAUGUUAAUUAAAAGCAUAACAACCCA
Molecule: messenger RNA, 8780 nt
Organism: Strigops habroptila (Kakapo)
Lineage: Eukaryota; Metazoa; Chordata; Aves; Psittaciformes; Psittacidae
Gene: VAT1
Product: vesicle amine transport 1
Exons: 6
Coding region: 3187-4326 (379 amino acids)
Molecular function (GO): oxidoreductase activity; zinc ion binding
Source: RefSeq, a predicted model, not a curated record